CCGUGGGGAGGGAGAGAGACAGCAAUGCUGAGGCAGUACAGCUGUACAGUUGCACUGAAAAUAAGACACAUGGAUGUUACCGAGAGCUGCCAGUUCCAAAAAUUAUAAUCGAGGAAAAAAAGCCCGUAAAAAGCAGAUUAAAAACCGAGGGGGUGGGAGGGCGCACUUCAAAAAAACAAAGAUCCGUUUUAACCGAAACUUGAUGAAAAAGUGACAUUUCAAGCGUUUUUUUUGUUUUGCUAAAGAAAAAAAAAAGAGACAUGUUCCGCGCGUUUUCCUUCCCUAUGAGCCUGGAGCGCAGCAGGAACAAGGACCGUUUGGAAGCGAGCCUGGCCGGUCUGUGUGAACUGGAGCUGCUCAAGCAGCGGCAGGAGUACCUGGUGCUCAGCGCCCUCCAGAUCGGGGAUCACAGCCCGGGGCAGCGAUGGGCAGGCGGCGCCCCAGCCGCUCACCCGCCGGCUCCCGUCAGCCGAGCCCAGGGGGACCUGACUUUGAGGCGACAGCUGAACAGUCUGAAGGGUACUCCCUGGGCGCUGAUGGCCUCUCUGGAGCAGCAAGUGGGGGAGCUGAGGGUCGACGCCGAGACCGCCUAUGCCGAGCCCCCCUCUGAUGUGGGAGACAGCCGGCCGAGCUCAGGUUUUUACGAGUUAAGUGAAGGCCCUUCGCCUGUCGGCCUGUCGGAUUCCUCUGUCUUCAGGGAGUUCCAGCCCAGCUACUCCUCCCGGGCCGGUGGGCCGAGCGACGCCCGCGUCAGUUAUGCCAGCGAGCGGCCCAAGUCAGUCGGGGACCUCUUUGUGGCCAACCGGGAAGGCUUACUGGACAGUGGUCCUCGCACCAUGGUGCCCCGCUCCUUCUCCGCCCCUUACCCACGCUCCCUGGAGGGCAUUUCGGAAGGGACCGCUGCCGAGGAAGACCGCUGGCCCUGGGACCCACCAUACCUGGGGGAGUUUGAGGAGGACCAGCUGUACCCCGGGGAUCAGCCCACGUCGGAGGACAUACAGCAGGCCCACCGCGUCGAGAACUACAUCCUGGGCCUGAUCCAGAGGAGAGCCCUGCCUCUUCGCCCUUCCAAACCCCGCACCAACCUCAACUCUGAGCCCCACAAAGGCCUGGCUCGGCAGAACAGCCUGUGCCGGAGGCCCCUGGAGCCGGGGUACCACCAGGGUGGUCAUGGUGCCAUCUCCCCCAGCUACGAAGGCCCCACCUGGGGCUGUAGGAGCCUUGAUGAGGAUGGGUAUACUGGAAUGCCUUUGAACUCUGAUGAGAGCUUCUCCUACAUUUAUUCCAGGCCCAAGCCCACACCUUUGGCUGCAGUGCGCCCUGCUUCCCUAGACUAUCCUUGCAGUGCUGCUUUGGAGCCAACCAGCAGUGACCAAGAGUCCCCAGAACACUACCAGGGUUAUGCAAUGCACAGAUCGCCUCCAGCUGAUGACCAAAUGGUCAGUGCCCAAUACAUUCCAGCUCAGCAGGCUUGUCGGGCUCAGCAGUCCAGUCGGAACUCCUCCCAGAGAUCUUCGGGCAAGCCUGGGAAGAGCCGAGCAGAGGUUGUCCGCUAUUCCCCAGAACGCUGCAAUCCCAGACCCAAAGGUACCCCCAAGAAAUGCCGCUUCACCGAAGACAAGCCAACUCCCCGGAAGCCGGGAAGGAAAGCCUGCCGAUCCCAGUCGGAGAACAGCCUCUUUGGCCAGAGGAUGGCUUUGGAUCGAAAGUACAACACAAUAGAUCGAGACGGGGGUGCCCGAGGAUGCCAGUCUAGGCAGAGGCGCCAGCAACCAGGCAACACCUGCUACCGAAAGUGGAGAUCCACCCUGGAGAUCAGCCAGGAUGAGGGGGAGAUCCUGCCGGGGAAUCAGGCCCCAAGACGCCUUCGCAAGCCCCCUCGUCAGCCCCCUCCCUACCCCUACAACCAUCCUUAUCCUGAGACUGACUUCCAGGAGCGUGCUCCCCUCUGCCGGCCUGAAGAGGGGUACCCCACCCCCUGCCUGGGAGACUCCGAGUCGAGCCUGAGUGAGGCUGACUCCCCGGGCUCCAGCUCCCUCUCCAGUGAUUCGGAUGAGAGUGGGGGGCUGGUGUGGCCCCAGCAGCUGCCCCCGCAGCUGGCUCGGCCCCCCUCACCCUCCUCUCCCCCCUGCGGCCCCCAGCCGAAGGCCUUCAUCAAGAUCAAGGCAUCCCAUGCACUGAAAAAGAAGAUCCUUAGAUUCCGCACUGGCUCGCUCAAGGUCAUGACAACUGUCUGAGAGCUGUCUCCCAGACCUGACAGAUUCACCCUUGAAAGCUUGAAAUAUAUAUAUAGAUUUGUGGAGACAGUGAUAGCAGAAUGACAACUUUAAGUGCUUCAGUGUUCUGUUUCGUCAUUCUGUUUGCUCUGCUGCAGUGAUUUCUGGAUUUAAGUACCAUCUGAUGUGGCCUCACGGGAGAAAAGUCUAAUUCUUUAACCUGGGUCAGGUGAAGUGGAGGAUUUUUCUCUGACAAAGAUUUAAAACAGCACCCAAACUGGCACUCCCCCAAAGGCAAACUGAGAGGCCCGUGAGUCACGUCUGUGCUUUAGCUGGGUCUCUGUUAAUGUCUUGACCUUGUUCAAGACCAGGCCAAGAGGUGGCUGCCUCAGCUCUGGCCGCAGGGUCUCUUUCAUGAUGUCAUCCUUCCCAUCAGCUUAUCUCGUUCUCACUGCGAGUGUCGUCAACAAGGGUCUCAAGGAAAGGGGAUUGGCUGAAAAAGUGACGUUCUACGACACAAGAACUGAUUUCAUUUAGAGGGACAUCAAAAAUAUCUGCAUGCUACAAAGUAAAGGUAGACAGUUAAAUGUGUAUUUUGUCCUGCAGAUUUUGUGAAAGUGUAGUGUCAUACACAUCCCCAUCGAGGACCAGGCAUCAUAUUGGUUACAUGUCUGGAAUAGGCAGAGCCCUACAGAGGACAUACUUAUCAGUAUUUCAUGCACAUUUUCAAGUUUUUGCUCCACAUUUCGGUAAGGGUUCUGCAACCCAACCCUUAUUGGAGACGCUCGGAAAAGACUAUCAAAAUGAUCAUAUUAAUAAUCAUCAUGCCUCUGACUCAAAUAGACAACUUGUGCCUCCCGUGCAACACCCUCCCUGCCAUUUCUAGAUUAUGAGAAGGUAAACCGCAACAUGGUCAUCAACCUACAGUCGGCACAAAUUCACCAACAGGCGACCAGUUCGGACUGACUACCAGCCCUACACAAUGCUGGUUGCUUUGGAUCUACUAGGGGAAGUAUGACAUUGCUCAGUUAAAGCAGCUGACGAAGUCUUCAGCACAGCACUGCCACUGGGAUCCCAUGGACCUGCCUGCUGGGCUGAGCUUGAUGAAUCUCCUUUUAGAUUUCAGUGACACAGUAGAGUCCUUCUGGCCCCAGCAUCUGUGCGGUGUCACAGCUCUUGUAUAUAUCUGUACAUACCUUCCUGUGGCCUUGUAUUUAUGAAUGUGGUCUGUAAAUAAAGCUGUGAUAUUU
Lepisosteus oculatus (spotted gar) is the source of this 3466-nucleotide messenger RNA. RefSeq names its product dishevelled-binding antagonist of beta-catenin 3a (gene dact3a). Lineage: Eukaryota; Metazoa; Chordata; Actinopteri; Semionotiformes; Lepisosteidae. Gene Ontology annotation, biological process: negative regulation of canonical Wnt signaling pathway. Gene Ontology annotation, cellular component: cytoplasm. The record is from RefSeq and is a predicted model, not a curated record.